Messenger RNA from Meleagris gallopavo (turkey), 2323 nucleotides. The record is from RefSeq and is a predicted model, not a curated record. Lineage: Eukaryota; Metazoa; Chordata; Aves; Galliformes; Phasianidae.
UUUCUGCUUCGCGAUGGGAUCACUGCUCUCUGCAUGCACCCGCUUUUCUGCUUCGGGGCACUUCUCCAUCCCACCGGGAGACGUGUUCCUUAAACGGUCCAGCUGCGCUUAAUUGACAAAGGUUAAUUAGGAGUCAGGGCUGUAGUUGCUUCCUCUUUCCCAGCUGGGCUGCAGGGCUGUGCUUUGAGGGCGGAUGCAGGCAGGCUGGCUGGCUGGCUGGGAUGACAGUGGGACAACCGGGGUCCCACGAGCAGUGCCAGGUCUGCGUGCAAGGCACGAGGCUUCUAGAAGAUGGGCGACUGGGGAUUCCUGGAAAAACUGCUGGACCAAGUCCAGGAGCACUCGACUGUGAUCGGGAAGAUCUGGCUCACCGUCCUCUUCAUCUUCCGUAUCCUCAUCCUGGGCUUGGCUGGUGAGUCCGUGUGGGGGGACGAGCAGUCAGACUUCGUGUGCAACACCAAGCAGCCGGGCUGCACCAACGUCUGCUACGACAAAGCUUUUCCCAUCUCCCACAUCCGCUACUGGGUGCUGCAGUUCCUCUUUGUAAGCACCCCGACCCUCAUUUACCUGGGCCACGUUGUCUAUCUGUCGCGGAAGGAGGAGAAGCUGAAACAGCAGGAGAAUGAGCUCCGGGCUAUCCACAGCAAGGACCCAAAGAUUGAGCAAGCGUUGGCAGCUGUAGAGAAGAAGAUGUCCAAGAUCUACAUGACGGAGGAUGGGCGGCUCAAGAUCCGAGGGGCGCUGAUGUGGACGUACAUCAUCAGCGUGAUCUGCAAGAGCAUCUUUGAGGCAGGCUUCCUCGUUGGCCAGUGGUACCUGUAUGGCUUCUCCAUGGUGCCCCGCUACGUGUGCAGGAGGGACCCCUGCCCACACCAGGUGGACUGUUUCAUCUCCCGCCCCACCGAGAAGACCAUCUUCAUCAUCUUCAUGCUGGUGAUGGGCCUCAUCUCCUUAAUCCUCAACCUUUUGGAGCUCUUCCACCUCUGUUGCAAGAGCCUGCUCAGCAACAUCAAGAAGGUGCCGGUGCCGGCUGGCCCGAGCCAGGGUGCCUUUGCUGAUGACAUGGGCUCGGGCCCCUACCCGGCCAAGCAUUACCCCUUCCUGCCCAUGGCCGAGAGCCACACGCCACCCUACCAGGCCUACAACAAGCUCUCCAGUGAGCAGAACUGGGCCAACUUCCGCAACGAGGAGAACCUGGCAUUGGGCAGCAGCACCAGGCCCCUCUCGGACCCCUAUGCCCCCAGAGUUCCAGAUGCCCCAGUCUCUGAGGAGAAGCUGUGCAGCCGGCCCAGCAGCUCUGCAUCCAAGAAGCAGUACGUCUAGGGCCAGAUGGGGCCAUCCCUGGUCCCUUUGUGCCUGGACUGUCCCUUGUGUCCACUCCGAGGAUGUGGUGCCUGCUACUGGGAAUUGAUGCUCACAAACUUACCAGCCCCUGAGCACAGCCUCUGUUCUCUGCUGUUUUCCCCACGGGCCUUGCAAGGAAGGAAACUUCUCCGGGCUUUGCUGGGAUGGUUUGUGCAGGGCAGAGGGACUUGGCAUCACUGUGGGAAAGGGAGCAAAUCCCCAGGGCUGGGAAUGGGCUGUCCCAGGGCUGUGGCAAGGAGUCCUGUCCGUGCAGCUGGCCCCUGGGACAUGAUGAAGUCCCACUGCCAGUGUGGGAGCACUGUGAAGCCAUGGGAAGCCGCUUGUCCUGGCUGUGGGCUGUGUCCCUUUCCUGUGACCCAGCAGACAGCUGGCACUGCUCCAUGCGGGGGCUUUGCUGCCAGAGCUGCCCCCGUCCCUGUGGACCACAGUGGGGUUAACCCUGCACUGGGACAUUUGUCACACCGCACGUCCCCAUCGCCCUAAGUGCCCCAGGACCCCCCCUUUGUCCUGUCCCUGGACCCUUUCCCAUGUGAUGUCUCUAAGUUAUUUUUAACGUGCCAACCCAAGCACGCAGCUUUCUGCCUUAAAGGUGCCGUUGUGCAGGGGACCAAGGAGCCGUGUCCAUCCCAGGCCACCAGCCCUUGUGCCCAGUGGUUUGGGGGAGGAAUUAGCCUAGCAGUAACCAGUUUGAGGGGCCGUUGUUUUUAAUACUUUGCACUAGUCACCUCCUGCUGUGGGCUGCAGUGCUGGUGAUGGGGCAGAGGAAUGGACCACUGCCCACCAAAGCUGUGAGAUGGAAGGGGCUGCGGGAACCUGCUCCAUCUGCUGCUCGUAGCCCACGUGCAGCUACAGAGCAUGAGCGCAGGGUGUGGGCUUUGCUCCUCUGUUCUGUUUCCCUUUCCUCCCUGCCGGACUGAGCGCUGUAUUGCAUUGAAUAAAGUUGGAUGAGUUAAAGGUG